Paraglomus occultum is the source of this 2241-nucleotide messenger RNA. The record is from the annotation of a GenBank genome assembly. Lineage: Eukaryota; Fungi; Glomeromycota; Glomeromycetes; Paraglomerales; Paraglomeraceae.
AUGACUUGUCAUUAUAAUAAAGCCAGAAACACGGGAACCGUCAAAGAAGGAGAAAUUCGUUAUAAAGUUAAAAGUGCCGUCCAUCAGUUUCUCAACCAGCGACGGACUGCGACUGAAAACGUUAGCACGACUGACGGCCAUCAGUUUCUCAACUGGCAAUCGACCGCAAUUGAAAACACCAGCACGAAUACCAGCACGGAUAUAAACGCACCUGACAUGAGACCCCCAAAGGCCUGGUACAAACUUGUAAAGCCCGAAAGCGCCUGGGACAAAAUUCCUCUGCUUGAGGUCGAAGACGUAAGCGACCUCAAGAAUGCGAUCAAGAAAGCAAUGUCACCGAAGUUAGAUCUCUAUCCCGCCGCCGAUCUCAUUCUCAAAGCGUCAAAGUUCGAUAACAAGGACGCUGGCAAUGCCAUUGAGUUCGAUUCGGAGAGCCAACUUGAAUCAAUCCUAAAGUAUUUUGGAGUAGAACAAACUCCAAUUCAUCAAUCUUUCGCUGCAAAUAUUAGGCUGUUCCUAAGUGCUCAGGAUGAACGUCGCAAGUUUGCCGCCGCCACUGAGGCUGAUCCGGUCAACAACUUCUAUAUUGAACCCAAGAUUCUCGAAAAUUUUGCAUCAUACCUCCUUAACCGUCAGUUCUGCCUCCUUUUUGGACAUCGCCAGAGUGGCAAGACUACCAUUUGUCAUGCAUUGUUGCGAUGGUUCUACGAACACCCAGAAAAGUUCACAGAAUUUUCCGGUUGUAACCCCGAUGACUUCGACAUGCAUGUCGUAACCUUUGAUGCCACAGUUCGGGCCGAUCAAGGGUCAAAAGUAUUCUGGAAAGCUGUGUGCGAAAGACUUUAUUCUUUAGACAAGAGCCGAAUCGACGUCAACCUUCCCGCAACGAGUUCCGGAGCUUUCUUGAAUUUCUUCUCGAAACGCAAUCAUCCUUCGUCAAAGCCGGUUAUUCUCCUCAUCGAUGAAGCUUCGCGCCUAACUAGCGUGGGUGGUGAAACUGAUGUCACAAAUGAGGUUACCGAUGAAUUUAUCAGCGUGCUACGGUCUCUAAAGAACGCUCACGAUUAUUCUCUACAUGGUCUUGCGCUUGUCGGCACCGAAAGUAUUAGAGAGCUCUUGGUCGCUCACAAUAAGCCUGGUGCUUCGUCCCAAAUUUCGCCGUUUUCACAAGAGGCAACCUGGAUGGCCGGCCGGUUUACCAAAGCCGAAGUCGAAGAACUUUUUGGCCAGUUCGCUAAGGAUAGAAGUUCUAUGUUCGAUUCGGUCAAUAUUGCAACAGAUGUUUUCGAACUCACUCUUGGCCAUAAAGGUCUUGUCGGCGCUUGUGGUGCUUAUGUUCAGCAAGGAUACGAUUUUGGAAGCUCCCCCAUUAUAACCCUUGAUGACUGGAAGAAGUAUACACCUGUUGAACUACGGCGAUUCAUAGUACAAAAGCAACAUUAUGACUCCAUCGUGCGAUCUCUCGGCAAUCUCUCUCCGGCGAGCAAAUCUAUUCUUAUGGACGUUCUCGGUCAUGGCAUUUGUGAAGUUGAUCCCACAAAGGAGGCUACGAAAUAUCUUUUGGCGGAAGGAAUGGUGUAUGUUAAGGAGGAACGAAGUGACGGAAGCGCGAUAAUUGAAUGCGCCGCGCCUAUCCUUCGGGGUCUAAUGCUCUCCCACAUAAGUAUGCGUGGAUUCAACCUAUCUCGGGCUCCACCGGAUGAGAAAGAGAUUGACCUUCAGUGGUUACUCUACGCACCGCAAUUCUUGAACGCCGAUGGAAACCCGUCGGAGUAUUCGUUUCAAUCAGAAUUUGCAACUGUUUUCAGGCACUUGCUCCCGUUGGCGUAUCCAGUCCUGCGAUAUAAAACUAUAGUGGAGGUUAAAGAGCGCAAUGAAGACGGCCGCCGUUCUCAACGAUUAGAUAUCCUCAUCCGCAACGGUUCCGACCUACCGUCAUACGGUUUUGAGCUCGUCGUUGCAGCGAGUCGACCAAAUUUCGACGAACACCACAAAAGGGCUCAUGACUACGGCAAGCUCCAUGGCUGUCGUCACGUGUUAAUGGUUAAUUUGUGCCCUAAGGUUACGCUAAGUGAAUAUUUCGGGAAAAUGAAUUACGACAAUGUGACUCCAGCGAAUGUGGUCAUCAAGCCAAAUGAAUUUAAGGGUGUAAUUAGAUUUGAAGAAAACGACGAACAUGUAUCGAUUACUGGUACCGACUGGGAUAUGAUGUUCAAUAGUGAUCUUGAAUAUGCAGCCUAA